ACAUUCGAAUGGAAAAACAAAGGAGCAAUACUUUCCUGUUUCUUCUGGGGAUCUAUAUUACCAGAGUUGGGGUCAGGAUGGCUAGCCAACCGCUAUGGUCCCAAAUGGUUUUUGGUCGGAUCAUCAAUUGUUUGUGCCAUAUUGGAUCUCUUGCUACCAACAGCUGCUUAUUCCUUUGGAUCCGAGGGAGUAAUGGUCUGUAGGGUCCUGCAAGGAUUCGCUCAGGGUAUUAUUCCUGCUUCCUUGCACGGUCUGCUAGGAAAAUGGGUUCCUCCACAUGAAAGAAGUGGAUUGGGAACGCUAGCUGCUGGUGGUGCAACAAUAGGAGCGGUAGUGAUCACGUUCACAAGUGGCUACUUAGCAGCUAGCUGGUAUGGAUGGCCAAUGAUAUUUUAUUUGAAUGGUGGUUUAGGAUUUUUAUGGAGCAUCAUCUUCACCUAUAUGGGCAGCAAUACUCCUGCCGAACAUUCCUCUAUCACACAUGCUGAACAGUUUUACAUAGAGAACAGUUUACCUCUUGAGGACAAAGCUAAG
Molecule: messenger RNA, 534 nt
Organism: Leptinotarsa decemlineata (Colorado potato beetle)
Lineage: Eukaryota; Metazoa; Arthropoda; Insecta; Coleoptera; Chrysomelidae
Product: putative inorganic phosphate cotransporter
Source: RefSeq, a predicted model, not a curated record